AUGGGGCGCGGGGCUCCCCUCGGACCGUGCCUGCUGCGGGCAGCGCUGCUGCUCGCCCUCUGCCCCGCCGCCGGCAGCACCUGGAUGUGGCUAGGCAUCGCCGCCGCAGGCGGGCCCGAGAAACCGGGCUGCGCCAGCCCUCCGCUGAGCCGCCGGCAGCAGGAGCUGUGCGAGCAGAAGCCGGAGCUGGUGCCCGCGAUCCGGGAGGGAGCGCGCCUGGGCCUCCAGGAGUGCCGCAGCCAGUUCCGACACGAGCGCUGGGAUUGCCGCUCGCCGCCCGCCGCUCGCCGCGGGACCGCCGCCCCCGCCGCCUUCGGGCAGCAGCUCAGCAGCGGCACGAAGGAGGCCGCGUUCAUCUCGGCGGUGACGGCGGCGGGGCUCGUGCACGCGGUGACUCGGUCGUGCAGCGCGGGGAACGUGACCGAGUGCUCGUGCGAUGUCACCCUGCUGCACGGCGGCUCGGCCAGCGAGGGCUGGCACUGGGGCGGCUGCUCGGACGAUAUCCACUACGGAAUGUCCUUCAGCAGAAUGUUCCUGGACGUGCCUUUCAAGAACAUGACAGGCAAGAGCUGGAGCGGACUGGUGGCGAUGAACCUGCACAACAACGAGGCUGGGAGGCAGGCUGUAGCAAAGCUGAUGUCUGUGGAUUGCCGUUGUCAUGGUGUUUCUGGGUCCUGUGCUGUGAAAACUUGUUGGAAAACCAUGUCAUCCUUUGAAAAGAUUGGACGGUUUUUAAAGGAUAAGUAUGAAAACAGCGUACAAAUAUCAGACAGACUUAAAAAAAAGCUACGCAGGAAAGAGAAAAGCCAGAGAAAAAUCCCAGUUGGAAAAGAGGACCUGCUGUAUGUGAACAAGUCACCCAAUUACUGUGUCGAAGACCAAAGAUUGGGGAUCCCUGGCACUCAGGGAAGAGAAUGUAACCGCACCUCGCAGGGACCCGAGGGCUGUAACCUGCUGUGCUGUGGGCGCGGGUACAACACCCACGUCGUCAGGCACGUGGAACGGUGCGAGUGCAAGUUUGUCUGGUGCUGCUACGUGCGCUGCAGAAGGUGUGAGACCAUGACCGACGUACACACCUGCAAGUAAGGUGUAGUACAGGAAACACGGCCCAGCCAUCCACCCUGUGUGGUGCACACAGCUGCUGCAGGGGCAGCAAUCACUGUCACCAUGUGGGAUUUCAGAGGGAUCGGCCUCAGGGGGAACAGGUACUGCCAGACAGUGGGUAGUCCAAGCAUGCCUCGACUGAAAGGACAGCUGUGUAAACAUCAGGCUGCAUGCAGGGACAGCUUAAACAGCAAAAAGGACUCCUGAUGACACAUUUGAACGUGUUACUCCAUGAGCAGGGACAGAUGCUUUUCACAAAACUUCGAAAACUUUUCAAGAAUUUAAUAGACACAAUGUCAUGAAGAUCCAUGUGGUGGAUAGGUACAGUGGAGAAAUCUCAAGAUCUCAUUAGCCAGAGCCUGAAGAGUUAAGAGGAUUUAUAAGACACAUUAGAUAUAGUCCUUAUGUCUCUGCUUUUAAAACUGGAACUAGAUGGAUCCACUAGAUAGUUCAUUUCUGCAGACUUCAGAAAAACCCACAAAGAUAGGGAAAGGGUUCAGCUGUUGACCACGAAGAAUUUGCUUUGCAGCCAUUCAGAAAAGUGCCUUCUGCAUACUGUGCAGAAAAGCGUCGGGAAGUGAGGAAUGCAUGUGACUGCAGAGAGCUCAGUAGUGUCUGCCUGGAAAACGAGGAAAAGCUGUGCCCAGGGGAGAGAGGCAGGAGCACAGCUUGGUGAAUGUGAAUGGGUUACCAAAUAGCAACCUCAGGAUUUUUAACAGGAUGUUCUUCAAACACACAAGGGAGAGGUCUGAGAAGGGACAGAAAUGCAGUUUGAUAUUUGAAGGAAAUAAAACCCUCUGCAGGCAUUUCCUGAGUAUCUGAGCACACAUUUUAUGAGUCAGCUGGUUGUCACUCCACUCUUGAAUUCUAUGCAAUAACCUGCCACAUUCAGCCAUCUCACUGGUGGUUCACCAUCAUUAUCAAAAUUAACCACAUGAGAUUUAGCCCAAAGGAAUCUGCCAUAAAACAAGGGAUUUUUUAAAAACAUAUUUUCUUCUUAGAAUCAGCAGCUAGAAUUUUUUUAUUAGGCUGCAUCCUCAGUAAGUUGACUGCACAAUGUUAUUUAUGGAUUGGCACACACCACUAAGGUAUUUAAACUGUUAAUGAUAACAUUGUCUCCAUGUGUUGGCUAAAUUUUAUUUUACGUCUGUAAAAGGUUGUUUAUUUUUAUUCAGUGAUUUAAUGCCUGGCUUUAAAGCAUCAUGCGAAAGGAUUACUGUUGUUUAAUUGUGCAAAGUACUAUUUUUGAUAAAACAAGAACGUUUAUAUUUUGUAAAUAUUUAAAUUAUGCAAGUUAUGAAAAAGGUUUCCAAAACUAAUGUGAUAAGACUACAGCCCUUGAGAUUUGUUGGGUAGAUAUUUGUUAAUAUUGUAGUAGCCUUUAACUGAUUUUUAUUGGCAUGGGCUGGGGGAAAAUUAAUCAGAGAACAGCAUAAAUGUUAGGGUUUUUUAUCAUCAGGGUGGUUAUAACUAUUGCAGUUCAUACACACUUAUGAGAAACACUAUGAUUUUCUAAAUGGUCAGUUAAUUAGUAUUCUGCAUGCUUUAUUAUUCUCUUAAAUGCAUUUUACUGACACUGAAAUCCCACUUCUGCACUAAGUACUCCCACUGAAAUCAAGGGAACUUGAAGGAUUUGCAAUCCCUUAACUUCUUUCAUACUAACAGCCAGUUUUUAGAAACUUGGGACAGUUUGGCUGAGGCUUUCAAAGUUACUUUAAAAAAUUUAUUUUCUAAUUGUCAGUUUUUUCCCAGGAAAGAUGGUGUCCAGAUUCUGAACUGUCACUCUUUAUUGGAUACAUAGGCCAGGAAGAAGGAAACAAAAUCUUCUAUGAUGCGGUAUUUCACUGCCCUAUGUAGAUUAUUUUAGGAACAUCCGUUCAGCAGCAAUGAAGUCCAUUAUCUGCUAUUUGGACCUUUACUCCACAUUUGGCCAGUCCAUCUCCAUCGUCCUGACCAAGUUAUUAUCCUGGGACCACAAAAUCUGCUGUCUGUGGGAAGGGUGCUCAGCAUGCCAGUAAGGCAUUGUCACAGGAGGUUUCAACACCUUCUCUAUGAAAACUUGUGAAAAAUAGGGAGGACAUAUCGCUGUGGAAGACACUGAAGAAAGAGUUGUGACCCCAGGUGGGUUCAGCAGUGAAAAUAAACCCACAGGUUCCUCAUGCUGUGCCACAGGCCGAUUGGCAGCAUGAAUGGGAGAUGACUAAACAGCACUAAGUCCAGACAGAACAGUAUCGUACUCUCUGCUGAGACCAUACUUGGGAUAAUACAAUUUUGACCACUUAAAUAACCUUGAAAUAUUAUUUGAGCUCAGUAGUUUGUUGUUUUUGUUUGUUGUUUUUUUUUUCCUGUGCACUGAUUGCAAGAUCAGCAAGAGAAAGAGAAUUAAGUAUCUGCUUUGCCUCCCUCCAGGGAUCAGAAACUUCCCAGAAGAUGGAGCAAUUUCCAUGCAUUUUACAUAGCAGACAAUGUAGUUGAACUAUUACUCUGUGCUCUGUGCUGAUCCCUACCUCUCUCUGUAUAUAUUCUAAUGCCCUGAAACAAAGGUUUCAUAUCUGCAUACUUCAAAUGAUAAUAAACAGAUGAUGUUCAUUUUAUUAACUAAUAUACUACAAAACAUUACAUAAGGUGUAAUUAUCUACAUGGUGUGUUAGGUCCUUCUGAAGCAUCUAUGAGAGCUAAGAUAUAAAAGUCAGAAAUCAGGACAUCCACCAAGUUUUUCAAUGGGAUGGUUCAGAUGCCAAGACCUGAGAACUUGUACUGAUGAAAACAAUGUUGAAACAUUCAAGGCUGAAAAGGAUAAUCAGAGAAGAUUGCUGUAGCAUUUGGUAGGAAAAAACAUUUGCAAGCCAUGUUCCACAGAAGAUAGCACUCUCUUCCACUGCCAUCCAUCAAUCUCAAAGAGGAGUCGUGAUUCCUCCUUGGUUUGAAGUGCCUUUUUUUCAUGAUUUUGCAUGAGCCUGGAGCUAUAUCAUGCUAUGAACAACACCCUAAGAAAGGAACAGACCUUUCUGGGGCAACAGGUUUACAGAUUUAGAUUAUAGCAAUUGAAAUACAAGAGUGAAGGAACUGGUUUGCAUGUUCUGGAGAGAACAUAGGGCAAGCAAUAAUGUAAAAAGACACCUAAGUGGAGAGUCACAUGAGCCAACUCACCUAGAUGGACAGUUAAGCACAGGAAGUGAUAUCUUAGGAAUCUCUUUUAACAUGAGUCUAUGAAGGAUGCCUUAGAGCUUUGUAACAAUGAAAGGGAUAACUACAGAUACAGAAAGGAGGAACUAAAUGUGGCUUUAAUGUUAUCAGAAAUGCCAAGAAACAUCUCGAGUAGAGUAUGUUUUCUCUUGCCAUUCUUCACUUUUUCACCCCCCAGGGAGGUAGGAGCAAGAUGUGGCUGAAGCUCAGGUGUUUGUGCCCUGUUGGCCUGUUGCUCAGAGGGUGACAAGCAGGGUUCCCUUGUAUCCCUUGUAUAGCAUCAGGAACCACUGACACCCCCUGAUGUCACUGAACAGGUCAAGAGCUGUUCUCACAUUUUCCUGCUUCAGCCUCAAAGCUCCCAUCCCUUACAGCCUCAAAACUGAGGAUUUCAUCAAUAAAAAGUCCUUUGCUUAGUAUCCACCUUAGCCAUGACCCAAGUCAGUUGGGAGGCACUGCAGCCCUUCCCACAUCCUACACAGGAAAGUCAGUCUGCACAUAUGGUGGCAGCAUUAUUUUCCCUUCCGAAAUUGCCCACCUGGCCUCUUAUUUUAUUAAUACACUUAUUCUUGAAAAACACUCAGACUGCAGAAAACCCAAACACUUCAGGAGACAUUACAUACACAUCAAGCAUUUAGCAGUCAAUUCAAUGUUUGAGGAAACUAAGUGCCACAGUAAGACAUCUGGAAAGCAAAACACACUGAGCAAAAUAAAGCCUUUUCCAAACUGGCAAUCAGGAAACUAAGGCUGUAAAAGGGUCUGCUUUUUCCAGAGGGGG
Messenger RNA from Sturnus vulgaris (Common starling), 5068 nucleotides. It is a transcript of the gene WNT16, whose product is annotated as Wnt family member 16. Gene Ontology annotation, biological process: cell fate commitment; canonical Wnt signaling pathway; neuron differentiation. Lineage: Eukaryota; Metazoa; Chordata; Aves; Passeriformes; Sturnidae. Gene Ontology annotation, cellular component: extracellular region. The record is from RefSeq and is a predicted model, not a curated record. Gene Ontology annotation, molecular function: frizzled binding; cytokine activity.